This is a messenger RNA of Cylas formicarius (sweet potato weevil), 1771 nucleotides long. RefSeq lists its product as uncharacterized. The transcript has 9 exons. NCBI's taxonomy places the organism in Eukaryota, Metazoa, Arthropoda, Insecta, Coleoptera, Brentidae. The record is from RefSeq and is a predicted model, not a curated record. Bases 634 to 1758 code for a protein of 374 amino acids.
GAAAUUUAUUUAUUUUUUUAAAAUCUUACCGCAACUUAUAAAAAGAAAAGUUUCACUGACAUUUUUUAAUAAUUUUGAUGAAUGCUAAGCUUAUUAAUUAACAUAAUAUUUAAUUUUAUAUUCUUCGGCACUAAUCUUCUAAGAUUUCGACAGAAUGAGUGACAACAGCAUGAAAUUAAAACUGGAUUUCAAAUGAUUCCGACGAAAAAAAUCUAAAUUAAUUGACACCACCUCGUAUCAUCGAUAUCGAAACGUAAUAACGUAGUCAUUCAAGUAGAGAACGCAAAUACUUUCCUUUUCGUCAGUUUUACUGCAAUUGAAGGGAAAAAUUAUACGUUAUUAAUGUAGGAAACAAGCGUCCAAAUAAAAUUCGAAAAUUCGACGGCGGACAAUGCACGCGUGUAUUAAUUCGGUCCAUUCUAAUUUGGUUUUAAUAUUUCUGUUACUAAAUACCGGCAAAGGUAGAAUUAGGAAAAAUGACAAUAUUUAAAGAUUUCUAACGACGUUGCCCCAUCAUCCUUUUUGUAAUUUCAUUUGUUUCUUUUUGUUAGUUUGAUGGAUAACUUGGCAGGAGCAGUGCGUAGAUGCAGUAGACAUUUUGAUUAGUGAUUUGUGUUAUGUGCAGUAGAAGCGAUGUAUUUACGGUGUAUCUUUUGGGUUAGCGCUGUGUUUGCCUUGCCAUCUCUUUGGAUAGAUAAAGUUGCGGAUAACAUUCCACUAACGGAGGGUGACAACAGAUUUCCAAGAUACGAUGAACACCUUGAUGGUUUAACUUAUUUGGCCCCACAAAGUGUAGAAGAUAACAGCGUGCAUCAGGAAGACGGUACGGAAUGGAAAUGGGCUAAUUACACGGAACAAAUCAUUCCUUUUUCGACAAAUUUUUCUGAAGAGGACGAUUUAUCGCCAGAAGAACAAAAACAAAACAACAAAACCACACCCAGAAUUUUAAAAGGUAACUCUCCGAAAAAUGUGCAAACGAAUGCAAACAGGACGUUAACGAAAUCAUCUCCAUCGAACGAAACCGUAACAACUCCUGCCUCUUCGAACACAAGCAAUAUCAACCCGAUCGCUAAUAAUCCUACAACUCUUAACGAAACUAGGAUUCCGAGGCAAGAUUCGGAAGAGAAAAACGACUCGAACGAACAAAACGGUUCAAAAAAUGAAAACGAUUCGAGGGAAAACGCUUCACAAGAAGAAAGCAGCGAAGAAGAAGAAGGAAACAUGGUCACUGGGCUAAUAUCAUCCUUUCUGAGCGGACUUAGUACGCCUGAAGGGGGCAUUGAUGUAGAAGCAAUCAUCGGUCUACUUGGAAGCUUGAGCACGCAAAAUCCAGAUGGCACUUAUGAAUUUUCUGGCCUAACGGAACUACUCAGAAGCUUUUUCGGGGGUGAAGGAGGCUCAGAUGUUGGGGCCUUCACUGGUGGAAUUCUAGGAGCUGUAAUAAGAGGAUUUGCUAACCCACCGGGUGGCAAAGGUGCCGGGAUUUUCACAGGAAAGGUAGUGGCCGGUCUCUUACCAGCCUUGAGUGGACCGGCCACCACGGAAGGGGAGACAUCUACGAAGUAUCCACCUAAAUUGGACUCGGGAUCAUUUUUGACAGGUUUCUUGAAAACUUUACUUAAUAGCGGAGGAAACUCCACUCAGAAUGGAUAUGGAGGAAGGAACUCAAAAUACAAUUUGGUGAAAGGAUUAUUUUCCCUCGUUACGGGAGUCUUCACGGCAGCAUCCUCCCUGUCUUCGAAGUCAGACUGGAACUAAAAAUAUUAUUGAA